AUGGAGCCUCUUGUGAUGAUGAAGCGCGGCAGCAUGUUGCCGGCAUCGGUUGUGGAGGAGAUCUUGACCUCUGCCGCUGCCGCCAGUGCCGAGGCACCCAAUCGAGCCCUCAAGCGACGCGUCCGCCAGCGCCUGCACAAGAAGCUCGGGUCCAUGUUAUCUUCCGAGGAGUUUGAGAAAGCGAUCGACCGCUACAAGGUCCUGGAAGAGGAGCAAUCCGAAGAGGCCUCGGGGGCAGCUUCCUCUUCGCCCUGCGCAUCGCUGCCCACGCCCUACCAUGGAAGUUCUUCUCCGGGCAUGGCUCAAGGCAACUCAGCGAGUCCAGCGAACCCGGCUACCAGCACUUCUCCGACGUUCAUCGCGGUGCCGAUGAUGAUGCCAAUGACCACCAUGCAGCCCCUACGCUUCCUGCCCACAGCUCCUUCUCAGCCCCUGCAGCUGCAGAUGAGGCCCAUGCAGCCCCUGUUGCCCCAGCCUCUAGCACCGAUGCAGCAGGGUCCCCAGGCUUUUUCGGACCACAGCGCGGUGGCCCCAAAGGCGCAGAAUGGGCCCCAUGAGAGAUCCGAGAGCACCUCGCAGACGACAGAUUCGGCUAUUGAUGACGACGACCUCGAGAGCAUCAGCGAGCUGAGCACGGAGUGGGCUCGGGCAGUUUCCUACGGUUCGUCGGUGUGUCCGGUGGAGCGGACCUUCAUCCAGUUCCACACUCGGGUAGCUGGAAGGGUAGAGAAGAAAUUCCAGCGACAUGGAAGCAAGAGCCGCGUCUUCCUCGAUGCUGAAGAGAUGAAAGCGAAGGUCAAAGAGGCCCUGGCCAGACCUUCCUACAAUGUUUUCGAUUUUUACCAUCGGAAGGGAUUCUUUCAAUGGGUGGCCAAGUCCAAUGCUUUCGAGACGGUGACAUUGGUCGUCAUAGGUAUCAAUGCGCUCUGGCUCGCCCACGACACAAACAGCAACCAAAGCGAAUCAUUGCUCUCUGCGCGGAUCGACUUCCAAGUCGCAGAGAUUUUCUUUUGCACGUACUACGCCAUCGAGCUCUUCGUGCGCUUCAUGGCAUUCAGGCGCAAGUGCGACUCCUUGCGUGACGGCUGGUUUGUGUUCGACAGUCUAUUGGUGCUGAUGAUGCUUGGGGAGACGGUGCUCCUCUCUGCUCUGCUGCUGCUUCUGGGGCCCGAUGGGCCGGCUUCCACGGCCGUGGGAAAUGCAUCGAUCCUCCGUCUCUUUCGGCUUUUGCGGCUCUCGCGGAUGGCGCGGAUGCUCCGGUCGAUGCCAGAGUUGAUGAUCCUGAUCAAGGGCAUGGCUGCUGCCGCCACCUCUGUGUUCUUCGUGAUGUGCCUUCAGCUUAUCCUGCUCUAUGUGUUUGCGAUCGCGUUCACGCAGCUGGCAAGCGGCACGUUUAUGGGUGACUACUACUUCCCGGAUGUGUUGCACUCCAUGUACACCCUGCUCCUUUAUGGCACGUUCCUGGACAACUUGUCGCAGUUUUGUGACGAGGUGGGUGCCGAGAGUCCCCUCUGCUUGGCUCUGAUCUUUGUCUUCGUCCUCCUGUCUGCAUGCACGGUGCUGAACAUGCUUAUCGGUAUCCUCUGUGAAGUUGUUUCUGCAGUGGCCGCCGUUGAGCGGGAAGAGAUCUUAGUGCUUCAUAUCACCAACAAGCUGCAAAGAGUUCUUUCGAAGUUGGACAAAAACAACGACGGCCACUUGUGCAAGGCAGAGUUCAUGAAGAUCCUACAGGUAGAUGAGGCUGCUCGUGCUUUGGAAGAGGUGGGUGUCGACCCGGUCAGCAUUGUUGACUUUGCUGAUUUCAUCUUCGGAGAGAAUGAUGGCGAAGAGGAUGGAGGCGAGAACCUGUCCUUCGGCAAGUUCAUGGAGAUCCUCCUAACUUUGCGUGCAGAGAACAAGUCCACGAUCCGAAGCUCGGAAGAAGGGGGUUUAUAUAGGGGUUUAGGGUUUAGGGGUUUAGGGUUUAGGGUUUAG
Messenger RNA from Symbiodinium sp. CCMP2456, 1974 nucleotides. NCBI's taxonomy places the organism in Eukaryota, Dinophyceae, Suessiales, Symbiodiniaceae. The record is from the annotation of a GenBank genome assembly.